AUGCCGCCUAAACGACACGGGAAACAGGACGACUCCCCAGCAGUUGACACAGAUGAUGAGCAGCAAAGUAAUGAACCGGUAAUGACAAUUACUGAGAGUAUGCUGCAAGCGCUUGUCGCCGGCAUCACGCGCAGUCAAGCAGAAGCGAAUCGACAGCUUAUGCAGGAGCUCUUCUCGAACAGAGACCAGUUUCAGACACCGAGUACACCGACCCCUCCGCCGGACUCACACGCCGCGAAUGGAAAUUUCGCGAAGUGCACGGCGCGCUUCGACGGGUUGACGAAAAAUGCGGAUGUUCUUGAAGCAUUCAUAGAUGCGAUUGUGGUGUACAAAGAAUGCACUAACGUGAAUGAUGAACAUGCGGUCAAGGGUCUGCCGAUACUGCUGACGGGCGAGGCCGCUAUAUGGUGGCAAGGAGUUAAGGCGUCCGUAUCAUCGUGGGAGGAUGCCCUGCGACGACUUCGAGGAUCGUUCGAUAUAGUGUAUGGACUGUUAAGUAGGAAAAUACGCAAAAGAGUGUCACGCGACGACGUGAACGGGCUCGAGCAGCUUGUCGCUAAGGCCAGGUUAGUCGAAGAGUCGCUGGCGGAG
Manduca sexta (tobacco hornworm) is the source of this 591-nucleotide messenger RNA. RefSeq names its product activity-regulated cytoskeleton associated protein 2-like. The record is from RefSeq and is a predicted model, not a curated record. The annotation marks the transcript as partial. The transcript is spliced from 2 exons. Lineage: Eukaryota; Metazoa; Arthropoda; Insecta; Lepidoptera; Sphingidae.